This is a messenger RNA of Salvia miltiorrhiza (redroot sage), 1337 nucleotides long. Its product is annotated as ras-related protein RABA4d-like. Bases 402 to 1061 code for a protein of 219 amino acids. Gene Ontology annotation, molecular function: GTP binding; GTPase activity. The transcript is spliced from 2 exons. NCBI's taxonomy places the organism in Eukaryota, Viridiplantae, Streptophyta, Magnoliopsida, Lamiales, Lamiaceae. The record is from RefSeq and is a predicted model, not a curated record. Gene Ontology annotation, cellular component: endosome.
AAAGGGAAAAAGAGUAAUCUCCGCUAAAAAAACCGUUUGAUGGGCCCCGCAGUUGUCGUUGGUUCAUUUCCUGGCAUUUCCUGCUCAGCUUUGAUCCUUUGCUACCCAAAAGCUCCCAAGAAAAAAAAAAUCCCAUUUUCCCACGAACCCUAAUCCCAAAUCUUCGAUCCACUCAUUUCCGCUCGAAACUCACUCCAGCUAGCCAGAGAAUUAUAUAAUUUUCGCGGUUUCGGAUGAAAACGAUUGAAUUUCCCGUCUGAUAAUGAUCCAUUUGAAGGGGGGGGUUAUUGUUGAUUUUCGUUGAUGUUGGCCGAAUUUCGAUGUUUCUACGGUGAAAAAAAUCAUGAUGUCUGGAUGAUCUGAUCGAAAGAGAGGAUCCAGAGGCCUAGUGGUGUGUGGCAAUGUCAAAUUUAUAUGGAGGGGAUUUUAAUCAGAAGAUUGAUUAUGUGUUCAAGGUUGUGUUAAUUGGGGAUUCCGCAGUCGGGAAAUCGCAGUUGUUGUCUAGGUUUGCGAGGAAUGAAUUCAGCUUGGAGUCGAAGGCCACAAUUGGGGUUGAAUUCCAGACCAAGACACUUCUCAUUGAUCAAAAAACUGUCAAGGCACAGAUUUGGGAUACUGCAGGUCAAGAAAGGUAUCGAGCAGUGACAAGUGCGUAUUACAGAGGUGCGGUUGGUGCGAUGCUGGUUUACGACAUAACAAAACGUCAGUCCUUUGACCACAUGGCCAGAUGGCUGGAGGAGCUAAGAGGGCACGCUGACAAGAACAUCGUGAUAAUGCUGAUCGGGAACAAGUCUGAUUUAGGGACUCUUCGAGCAGUUCCCACAGAGGACGCUCAGGAGUUUGCUGAGAGGGAGAAUCUAUACUUCAUGGAGACGUCAGCACUCCAAGCAACGAAUGUGGAGGGUGCGUUCAUGACCAUCCUCACGGAGAUAUACCGGAUUGUGAGCAAGAAGACUCUGGCUGCAAAUGGUGAAUAUUCGAAGUCUUCGUCUUUGAAGGGCACUGCUAUCAUUGUUACUGGUCAAGGAGAUGCCAAUUCUAAGUCUGGUUGUUGCACAUGACUAAGUUUUUUUUUUCUUGAUCUUUUUUUGCUCAAGGGCUUCUUUGAUCCUUACCAUUUCUCUUAAUAUCCAUUGAUGUACACACCUUUUUUUUUAGAUUAGUCUACUUUUUUUUUUGUGGUUCAGUGUCACAGAACUGGUGUUGCAUAACUGAGCAAAAUUUGAUGUAGUUUUCAAGAUUGUAAGCAGCAAAGUGAUAGUUUCUGCUUUGCUUUUGCAUUUUUAAUGUACAUGUAGAAUUUUGGCAUUUCCCAGCUAAGAAGCUUACUGUCUUCA